AUGGCUUCAUCUCCACUGUUCCAGGCCUUGCGUGUGGCGUACAAUGAUGAUUCUCCAGAGGGCUACUGGGGAGAAAAAACCUCAACUCUGAAUUUUUGCGAAGAGGACUAUGUAGUUUCUUAUUACUGUGCUGAAGUUUGCAAUACCUUGACCAACCUCUUGUUCCUGUGGCUUGGCUUCAAAGGCGUACAUAAUUGCGUAUCUCAGGGCCACCCACGCAUUUUCCUAGUCGCAUAUCUCGGAUACGUUAUCGUUGGACUGGGCUCUACGGCCUUCCACACAUCCUUGAAGUGUUCGUCCUCACUCCUCGCUCAGGACAUCUUCUGCUAUCUGCACGCGGAGUACUGGACUGACAAAAUUACUUGGCUAGACCCUAUGCAGCUUAUCGACGAGCUAUCCAUGAUAUACACCACGUGUCUCAUGGUCUUUGCAACAUUUUCAUUCUCCAAGUCUAGCAGAUUUUCGGUCUUGUUGGGCGGCGGUCUCGUCCUCUUGGCUGGUCUUAUCACGUCCUACUACCACAUCACCAAAGAUCCGGCUUUCCACCAGGCCUGCUAUGCAGCGUUGACAGCAACGGUUGUUUUACGCAGCUUGUAUGUCAUGGAGACGCAGCUGCGGCCAGUUCUGGCACGAAGGAACAAGGACAAGGCCGAUCUCAUUCUCAAAACCAUGUGGAUCAUGGUUGGAACAGGUCUCUUGGAACGGCCCCAAACCAUACACGUUCUUACUACUACAUUACAUGGGGCAUAUGGCUACGCAGAUGUCUCGAGGGCCGCGAAGAUGAUGCCAGGGGCAUCGAUACAACGUGGCCCGCCAGGAACCGUCUCAUUGUUACAUCAAGUCAACAUGUCUAUCCCGAACCAAGCGCUUGAAAAGCUGAUCCGAGAAAUCGAAAGCCAAGCAAUCGUGGCCCAGCAGCAGAUUGGCCAGGCACGCACACAGAUGACGGCAAAGCAACGAGAAAUGCGCAUGGUCCGUCUGACGCUUGAUGAGGUUUCCACCUUGCCCUCAAACUUGAACGUCUACGAAGGUGUCGGCAAGAUGUUCGUCGCGUUACCCACCCCGCAGCUUACACAAAAGCUGGAGGGUCAAAUCAAGGAUAGGGAGGGCGAGGUUGAGAAGCUGAGCCAGAAGCUGCACUACCUGGAGACAACGUACAAGAACAGCCGGCAGCACAUUGACCAGAUGCUCAAGGCGCAGUCAUGA
Molecule: messenger RNA, 1206 nt
Organism: Colletotrichum lupini
Lineage: Eukaryota; Fungi; Ascomycota; Sordariomycetes; Glomerellales; Glomerellaceae
Product: alkaline phytoceramidase
Exons: 9
Coding region: 1-1206 (401 amino acids)
Biological process (GO): ceramide catabolic process; protein folding; ceramide biosynthetic process
Cellular component (GO): endoplasmic reticulum membrane; prefoldin complex
Source: RefSeq, a predicted model, not a curated record